CCGGGACAUUGCCUGUAAAGACUAUAUUCUUAGACCAAGAACUAUUCGGUCACGUGUACGAGGACAGUUGUGGUUAUACCUAGCAUAUGUAGAUAAUUGAGGAAGAGGAAUCUUCAGAGGAAAAUCCAACUGCUCCACAGGAGCCUGGUUGGGAAAUGUUGGAUGGUUUUUCUGCUCUCAACACAAAUGACAAUGGCGCCUCAGCAUCAGCAGAGUCUGCUGGCUCAGCUUCUGGCCCAGAACAGGAACCAGCAGUACAAGAGCAGCCCCUGGAGCCCCUACCCCCGGGCUGGGAGGAGAAGAGAGAUGCUACAGGUAGAAGAUACUACGUCAACCAUACAAGCAGGAGAACACAGUGGGCAAGGCCAAGUCCAGGGGCAUCAGAUACUGGAACAAGCACUUCAGAAAGUACGCGCUCACACCAUCCGCGUUCGAGUCGAACAGGCUCCAGCAUAGCACAGUCAGAGAGUACAAUUUCUGAUGAUUCAACAUGUGACAAUUCUCAUUCGGAAAGUUCAAGAACACGAGUUCAGUCAUUUGGAGCUUCCGCUAUGACAACUCCGUCACGACUUCCCGCUGGCUGGGAGGAAAGGGUGGAUGCAAAUGGAAGAACAUAUUAUGUCAAUCAUGUUCACAGAAAAACACAAUGGGAAAGACCAACAGUGCAAUCUGACACAGAGCAAGAAUCGACAUCAGAAGAUGAUACAAGACGUAUUGCUCAGAUGUAUAGGCAGCGACGACACAUCAGUGUGGAAGACACGGUGAGCCUUGGUCCCGAUGGCAAUGCCUCGUCCCCAGCUGGUGCUCGUCGUCUGGAAUUUGCUCAACAGAAUAGGACACAGUCUCUAGAUGUACCGUAUACUCGGACCAGUACAGGUGAAGAUGAUGAAGAGCCAUUGCCGGCAGGAUGGGCUACGGGUGUCGCACCCAAUGGCAGAGUAUUUUAUAUUGAUCAUAACACCGCAAGAACUACUUGGGAGGAUCCUAGAAAGCCGAGAUCCAGUAGUAUGCGACGGAGCCAGGAUGAUGCCAGCUCGCCGGGCUCCAGCUUAAUGAGGCCUUCUUCUAACGAAGAUCUUCUCAGAAAUCUUGGACCAUUACCUGAUGGCUGGGAAGAAAGAACACAUGGAGAUGGACGAGUCUUUUAUAUUAAUCACAAGGCUCGUAAGACACAGUGGGAAGAUCCAAGAUUACAAGCUUUAGGAGGGCCAGCUGUACCUUAUUCAAGAGACUUUAAAAGGAAAUAUGACUACUUCCGGUCAAAACUACGUAAACCAAGCAAUGUGCCAAAUAAGACUGAUAUUAAAGUUUCUCGUAAAAAUGUUUUUGAAGAUUCUUAUAGAAUUGUGAUGGGAAUAAAAAGAUCUGAUUUGCUUAAAACGAGGUUAUGGAUAGAGUUUGAUGGUGAAGUAGGAUUAGACUAUGGUGGUGUGUCCAGAGAAUGGUUCUUCCUGUUGUCAAAGGAAAUGUUCAACCCUUAUUAUGGUCUGUUUGAGUACUCAGCAACUGAUAACUACACAUUACAGAUCAACCCAUUGUCAGGAAUUUUCAAUGAGGAACAUUUAACAUAUUUCCAGUUUGUAGGACGUAUAGCCGGCAUGGCAGUUUAUCAUGGCAAGCUAUUAGAUGCAUUUUUCAUCCGACCAUUUUAUAAGAUGAUGUUGGGAAAGAGAAUAACAUUAGAUGAUAUGGAAUCAGUGGACUCAGAGUAUUACAACUCUAUGUGCUAUAUCCGUGAUAAUGACCCAGAAUGCUUAGAUCUUUACUUCUCCAUUGAGGAAGACUAUUUUGGUGAGAUAACUGAGCGGGAAUUAAAACCAAAUGGCAGAAAUAUUCUGGUAACAGACGACAACAAAAUGGAAUAUUUAGAUCUGAUAGUGAAAUGGAGGUUUGUGUCACGAGUAGAGAUCCAGAUGAAGCAAUUCAUGAAGGGUUUUAAUGAAUUGAUAUCUAGCAGUAUGCUUGCCAUAUUUGAUGAAAAUGAAAUGGAGUUGUUGAUGUGUGGUCUGCAGGAUAUCGAUGUGAAUGAUUGGAAGAACAACACUGCAUAUAAAGGAGAGUACAAUCCUAACCAUCCAGUCAUCAUUCACUUCUGGAAGGCCAUUUAUUCAUUCAACAAUGAAACACGUGCCAGAUUGCUUCAGUUUGUGACAGGAACAUCCCGUGUUCCAAUGAAUGGCUUUAAAGAAUUGCAUGGGAGUAACGGACCACAGUUGUUCACAAUAGAAAAAUGGGGAAAUUUAUUACAGUUACCCAGAGCUCACACAUGUUUCAACAGAAUAGAUCUACCACCGUACGAGUGUUAUUCAGAGUUAAGGAAAAGACUGAUUAUUGCAAUAGAGAAUGCACAAGGUUUCGAGGGAGUCGACUGAGUGAUGUGAUAUUUCAAGGGAACUAUUUAUUCAUAUAUCUAACUCAUCAAGUGAGAACAUGUGGCAUCAACUCUGUUCUCAAGCUGUGUCUUGACUGGUCUGCUGGAUUAGACACCAUUCAUGAUAUUAUACAGCAAAAUCAUAGGAAAUCGCACCGCGGGGAAAACAAUAUCUAACCAAGUGUUUGUAGUUUUAGAUUACAUACCAUUCAGUUUCUGAGGCAGUUUGUGAUUUAUUAGAUGGCAUUGGUGAGACGUGUGUCUGCUCAUUUAUGUAUUCAUACAUUAUCCUUGGAGAUAAAACAUGCAAACAGUGAGUGAACAAAAUCAUAUGAUGACUCCUAGAGAGAAUCAAUUGUGGUGAAUGUUAUAGUGGUAUACAUACAGUUGCCAAAUUCCAAACUAAAGUUUACUAACUUUUGAUACAUAUAAUUGUGUACUGCUAAAAUGAAGUGAAAUGAAUUCAGAGUCUUAAGUUGAGACGGUACUUCAUAAACUGUUAGAAUUAUUUGCGACAACUACAUCUCCAAGUUCUCGCAUAUUCAUGAGAGGCAGUGGAGUUGAUACGUGUGGUUCUUUAGUAAACAGGCCUUUGCGUAAACUUCUACUGUGACUACCAUUAUGAGCUGAUUAUUGCUAGUGAAUAUGCAGUUUUUCUCCACCCUGGAUUUCCAUAUAUGUCUGUCAUAGAAGAGAGUUUUCAUGAAAAUUUCCAUGAUGGAUAAUUUAUUAUUUUAUUAUUUAAGUUUUAUAUGUUAUCUUCCAUAAUUAAGUGUCUGAGAUUGUGAUUUUUAUGUACAAAUUUCUGUUAUAACUGGGUCUUGAGGUAAUGAGCCAGGUAACUGAACUUGAAUCAACUUUAAUGCUGUCUCACCUGAUUAGUUUACUCCAUAAAAAGUUCUUUUCUGCAAGUUAAGAUUAAAAUGUAAACUGCAGAGGGUUGUAGCACAAUACCUCAAUUGAGAUAGAUUUAAUUGUUGUUACAAUACUGAGCACUCCAUGUUGUGAAAAGUACACCAAAGUUUAAGCCAAAAAUUGCCAAGACAGUAUUUUUCUGCAGACUUACGUUCUGUUGCAGGGGCCUCCACGGCCGAGUGGUUAAGGUCGCUGACUUUAAAUCACUUGCCCCUCAUCAACGUGGGUUCGAACCUCACUCGGGGCUUUGAAUUCUUCAUGUGAGGAAGCCAUCCAGCUGGCUUACGGAAGGUCAGUGGUUCUACCCAGGUGCCCGCUCGUGAUGAAAUAAUGCACGGAGGGGCACCUGGGGUCUUCCUCAACCAUUAAAGCUGGAAAGUCGCCAUAUGACCUAUAAUUGUGUUGGUGCAACGUUAAACCCAACAAAAUAAAUAAUUAUGUUCUGUUACAGUUUGUUCCAUGGUCUUUUUACUCGGAAAUUUUGAUAGAAGGUUGUCAUGACCCUGUGUGUAAGGGUCAUUUUCAAUUACAGGGGUCAUUUUUUAAAAUUAUUUUUUAAAUGCUUAAAACAGAGGGAAGAGAAAUCAAUGUACUUUGUGGUGUUGCAUUGAAAAAUAUUAAUAUGCUAACACAUUUGGGACUUCUUUUUACAGUUAAUGAUUUUAAAAAAGCCAGUAAUUUUUGUUAAAGCAGGGCUUCAAGUAGACCCUUAUAGCAUGUUAUUGUUCAAGACCUUGCAGUGCUUUCUUCAUGGAACAGCUGAUGAUUGAAAACAUACAUUUUUAGAGCCAUUUUGUUUAACAGUUUACCUUAUCAAGACAUCUUGAUAUCUAUCCAGUUGUUGAACUUUCAAUGCAAUCUACUUUGCUACUAAAUAUAGACAGAUUUACAAUAUAUACAGACUGGUGAAGUGUAUCCAGUAAUUAAACAAUGGCUGCAGUCCGCUUUGCUAUAACACAUACUGACGCUAGAACCAGUGUUUACUUAAAUGCAUAUGGCACCAAAACUUGCAUUGUCGAAAAGUCGAAUGCAAGUUCACUUGCAUCAUCUGAGACAUGUUCAGAAUUAUUUUGGGGAUCAGUUUGGAAAUGUUAAAAAUGUACACAAGUGUGCAUCAAAGAAAAUUCUUGAGUGUGGUGCAAAGCUUGUUACCUUGAGACCCAUGCACUGGUUAACUUUGAUCAAUGAGGGUGCAAGUGCUUAUUAAGAACAUAAAAAAGCAAGUAAAUCGCUGUGUUUUAAAUUAGUAAUCCCAGUUUUUACUGUAUAACUGACCAUAUAGUCAUAAUAAUAAUACGUAUGAAGCUAUGGUUUACAGUGAAAAUAAUUGGAAUAAUAGUUGUAAGGAGUAUUUAAUCAGUAUAUACAUGUAGUUUGCUAUGUUAUGCUGUACGGCAUCAGUUACCCCAGAUUUCACAGGCAGGAUUAUUUGUGUGCUUUGGUUGUGCUUUUUGUAAUGUUAAGGGUCAACUGUAUGUUCAAAGUUAAGACUUCAGGGAAAAUUUUCCCUCUAAAUUGUUGACUUGGAUUUGAUUGUCACAGUAAGGCAGUUGAAACUUUUAACAAUUGAGCCGCACCAUGAGAAAACCAACAUAGUGCGUUUGCGACCAGUAUGGAUCCAGACCAGUCUGCGCAUCCGCAGUCUGGUCAGGAUUCAUGCUGAUCGCUUUCAAAGCCUGUUGCAAUUAGAGAAACCGUUAGCGAACAGCAUGGAUCCUGAUCCGCGCAGGCUGGUCUGGAUCCAUGCUGGUCGCAAACGCACUAUGUUGGUUUUCUCAUGGUGCGGCUCAAAUUUAAAUUUUCAGGUCAGUUUGAUUUAAAUCAAUCAAAACUCAGAAUACAUACCUCUUGGUAUUUUAUUGCUUAUUUAAAGAGUACUUGUUUUCAUGAAACCAUGACAUUAACAUUGUGUAUAGAACAAAAAACUCAUUUUCUGUUUCAUUUAAGUGUACAGAGUUUCUUUGUUAAAUAUGGCUCUUGUGCAAAGUAUUACAGAAUUAUGUAAGUAAACUUUAUCAUAGUGCUCAAAGUUUUAUUGUAAUUGUAUAUACAUGUAGCCUCAAUGUAACAGCCACUUGCUUUUAGUAAGGCAGUUUAAUGUCUAAACAGUAGUGGUUGUGAUAGAGGGGUUCCAUUCUUACUCAUUUAGUCAGUACAGCUGUGUCUAGAUAUUGAGGGUUCACAUGUUAAUUGUAGAUUAAAACAUUUGAAUAUGACUGCCCUCCUUCCCCCUCCCCAGCCACUUAAAUAAUAAACAAAGCAAACACACAUGCACAUGAAGGAAACAUUGAGCAGGGGACAGGUAACAGCUGAAAUGGCAGUCUGUCUAAAGAGCUUCUUUAUGAAGUGGAGUAACUAACAAGAGCAUCCAGUGUUCUUAAUUUUUAUAUAUAUUAUAUUUCUUAAUUUAAACUACUGUCUUGCCAAAUAUCAUCUGAUAUAUUUUCUUUGGUAUAACGUAAGUUCUGUAUAUGUGUAAUUCAUAAUUCAUAAUGUUACAUAUAGAGACAUUGGUUUAUUCUCUUUAAAUAUCUAGAAAUUUUGUACAGCUAACUUAACCACUGUAAUUCAUGAGCAGUUGGAAGAAAAGGAUAAGUUUUCUUCGGUAUGUUACCCAUGGUCAGUAGGGAGAAAAGAACAAGUUGUCCUUCAGUGUAUUACCCAUGGUCAGUAAAAGAAACGGACAAGUUCAGUAUUUCCUUAUGUAUCUAUAAGCAGGUUUAUUAUAAUCAGUAACUGCAGACCCUUCACCCGCCCGCUUAGCUCAGUAGGUAGAGCGUUGGUCUACGGAUCAUGGGAUUGUGAGUUCGAUCCUCGGGCGGGGUGUAUGUUCUUCGUGACUAUUUGAUAAACGACAUUGUGUCUGAAAUCAUUAGUCCUCCACCUCUGAUUCAUGUGGGGAAGUUGGCAGUUACUUGCGGAGAACAGGUUUGUACUGGUACAGAAUCUAGGAACACCGGUUAGGUUAACUGCCCGCCGUUACAUGACUGAAAUAUUGUUGAAAAAUGGCGUUAGACCCAAAACAAACAGGGCUGUAUAUAGUAAUCUAUAUGGUUGCUUUAAGGUAGUGGUCCCAUAAUUGUAAUCGGCAACGUCGGUUUUAUUGUGUAUUCUCCCUAUGCGGUAUUGGUAUUUCCCCGCAGGUAUGGAAAGUGGCUACUGUAUCGGUUGGAGUAGAAUUUGGAAAUUACAAUAUCCGAGCAUCAUUACUUGUCCAUUACCUUAACAUAAAUUCUUCCAUACUUGUAUAACUGCAGAAGUUUCAUGCAGAUUUUGUUUUCUAUGACAUGUACGAGUACGAUACCUUUUAUCAUGUGUUGUGUUAUAUACAUACAUGUUUUCUAUUUUGUAGCAUUACAUGUUUGUUAUAUAAAUUAUUUCUCAUUUUUGUUACUGUUUAUAAGCGUUAUGAUUCAAUUAAAUGGCUGGAACUCGC
This is a messenger RNA of Mercenaria mercenaria, 6722 nucleotides long. Its product is annotated as E3 ubiquitin-protein ligase NEDD4-like. The record is from RefSeq and is a predicted model, not a curated record. Gene Ontology annotation, biological process: regulation of dendrite morphogenesis; ubiquitin-dependent protein catabolic process. The transcript has 21 exons. Bases 156 to 2372 code for a protein of 738 amino acids. NCBI's taxonomy places the organism in Eukaryota, Metazoa, Mollusca, Bivalvia, Venerida, Veneridae. Gene Ontology annotation, molecular function: ubiquitin protein ligase activity; protein binding; sodium channel inhibitor activity.